Helicoverpa zea (corn earworm) is the source of this 3514-nucleotide messenger RNA. It is a transcript of the gene ssh, whose product is annotated as protein phosphatase Slingshot. Gene Ontology annotation, cellular component: cytoplasm. The record is from RefSeq and is a predicted model, not a curated record. Gene Ontology annotation, biological process: actin cytoskeleton organization; protein dephosphorylation; negative regulation of actin filament polymerization. Lineage: Eukaryota; Metazoa; Arthropoda; Insecta; Lepidoptera; Noctuidae. Gene Ontology annotation, molecular function: actin binding; protein tyrosine/serine/threonine phosphatase activity.
CUCACUCACUCAUCCAUCCAUCAUCUUUUCUUUGAAUGAGAAUAGAAUUUAAUAAAAUAAAAAAUGGGCGAAUUUGUGAUAGAUUGUACUUGUUGCAACCAACUAUGAGUGUAUUUAAAGAAUCUAGUGAUAUAUGCUUCUAAGUUUUACCUUACAUAGAUUGAAUCAUAUAAGGAUUAGUGUUAUGAUAAGUCAAUAGGUAUUCCUCUUUAUGUUUGUGAUUGUAUUACAUACCUUGAUAAUGAUUUGUUAACGCUAAUGUGGUAUGGCACUUGUUACAAUUCGACGUUCUCCGAGUGUGCAAACACCUAGGAAAACGGAUGAGACAGAAAAAUCAAGUGAUAAUAUUGAAGACGAUGUUGGAAACCGUAUCAGCAAGAGUCUCAAUGAGUGCUACUUCGCAAAUAAGGGUGCAGCAGUGGUGCUGGGCAGUGCAGAGCGCGGCUGUACGAACCCGUGGCGAUCGCCGGCGCGUGCCUUUCCCCAGCCCGACAUACAACAUCACCUGCAGUCCAUGUUCUACUUGCUGCGUCCCGAGGAAACGCUCAAAAUGGCGGUGAAAUUGGAGAGCGCUCAUGCAGGCCGCACCAGGUACCUGGUAGUGGUGUGUCGCAGCAACGAGGCGGCGUUGCUCGGCAUCGACUGCAAUGAGCGCACUUCUGUUGGACUCGUCCUGCGGGUUCUCGCUGACACCUCGAUCAAGUUGGAUGGCGAUGGAGGAUUCAGUGUAUGUGUGUGUAACCAACAACACAUAUUCAAGCCUGUCUCCGUGCAGGCCAUGUGGUCGGCAUUACAAACCCUGCACCGAGCGAGUGCUCAAGCGCGGGAGAUGAACCACUUCGCGGGCGGCACGUCGCACUCGUGGUGCUCCUACUACGAGAGCCACGUGGACUCGGACCGCUCUUGUCUCAACGAGUGGCAUGCCAUGGACUGCAUCGAGUCCCGCCGCCCGCCCUCGCCCGAUUCACUGAGACUCAAGCCUCGAGAGAGGGACGAGACUGAACGCGUUAUUCGCUGCACGCUGAAGGAGAUCAUGAUGAGCGUGGAUCUGGACGAGGUGACCAGCAAGUUCAUCCGCGGCCGCCUCGAGGAAGAGCUCGACAUGGACCUGGCCGAGUACAAGUCCUUCAUCGACCAAGAAAUGCUCACUAUACUCGGCCAGAUGGACGCACCCACUGAGAUUUUCGACCAUGUUUAUCUCGGCUCCGAAUGGAAUGCUAGCAAUCUUGAAGAAUUGCAACGCAAUGGGGUCAGGCACAUAUUGAACGUGACGAGAGAGAUCGACAAUUUCUUUCCUGGUAUGUUUGACUACCUUAACAUUAGAGUUUAUGACGACGAGAAGACUGACUUGUUAAAGCACUGGGAUAACACAUACAAAUAUAUAAAUAAAGCAAGAAACGCAGGGUCGAAAGUUCUCGUUCAUUGCAAAAUGGGUAUUAGUAGAUCGGCUUCAGUGGUGAUCGCGUAUGCCAUGAAAGCAUUCAACUGGAAUUUUGAGAAAGCACUUAAACACGUUAAAGCAAAACGGAGUUGUAUUAAACCGAAUACGAAUUUCUUGAAUCAACUCGAAACAUACCAAGGUAUACUGGAUGCAAUGAAAAACAAGGAAAAGUUACAACGAUCUAAAUCAGAAACUAACCUGAAAUCACCAAAAAAUACAUCAAAAACUGAAAAUAAAGUAAUGGAGCCGACGCCACUGGUGCUGGCGCUGACAGGCUCGUACCCGGGGCGGCCGCGCUCGUGGUCGCCCGACUCGCGCCUGGCGGGCGAGCUGCUGCCGCCGCCCACCUCCGUGUCGCUGGAGAACCUGCCCUUCGAGACGCGCCACAUGCUCAUGCCCUGCGCCAACGGCUCCUACAGCGUCUCGCCCAACCAGAUCAUGCGCCUCAAGGAGGAGGGCGCCCCCUCCGUCAAGCACAUCGUCAACGAGAUCGAGAAUGCCGCCUCCACCGAUCGGAAAGAUUUUACUAAAAGGAAUCAAAGGUUAAACUUUGGAAAUCAGAACGAAUCCCAAAAUAGCAAAGCAUUGGAGGCGCCGGCUAGUUCGGUCAAUCAAGCCUCUCCAUCAAGAAAUCUAAGUCACAAAUGUCCCCAGUCAAAUUUUGAAAUCGAUAAAAUACAUACCUGGGACCCGGGGGAGCCCUCGUGGCCGAAAAACGACGAGAACAGGACUGUUAGUAAUAGUGAUAAUAUAGUGAAAAGUGACAGUGGAAUAAUAGACGUAAAGACCAAUAAAGUGACAACUAGUGACACUCUCGCUAAUUCCGUAGAACGUUCGAAUUUAGAUAGCGACGAAAGAAGAGCAGUGGACGACGACGCGCCGCCGCCGAGCAGACAGAGCUCGUGGAGCUCAUUCGACAGCGCGGUCGUGCUCGACCUGUCGCGGCAUUCCUCCUGGGGCUCCUACGACACCAGGACACCCAAGACGCAACCGACGCCGCGGGACGAGCCCAAGCGGGCCAAGGAUCGCAACGAUGAGCGUCUCCGCAAGGAAGAUGCUGACAAAACCGUCGAGCCAGGCCUCGCACCGCAGAAACCGACGUCCGACCUCGGCAUCAUCAGCGAACACACCGAGACGCGCGCGGGGGGCCGCAGGGCCGAUAACGAGCGGAAAUUUAACGAAACGUGUGCCAUACUGGAGCUAGCGGACGCAGCCGCCCGCAUGGAGCGCGCGCGGGACCGCGGCGCCUCCACGUGGAGCGGCCGCCUGUCCGCCUCCGCGCCCGACACGUGGCUGCGGGCCGGCCUGCGCCGCCGCCGCGCCGCCUGCGCCUCGCACGGCGACCUGCCGCGCGCCGCGCCCGCCGCCACGCCCUCCGCCGCCGGCCUCGUCAGCAACCUCAAGAAGGAGUUUGAAGCUCGCUCCGAGUCCGACUCGGUCCGGCGCGCGGAUUCGCGCCGCUCGGCGCCGAGCGAGGGUCGCGAGCGGCCGCCGGCCUCGCCGCCGUCGGGCGAGGACCUGUCCGUGAAGGUGCUGGUGGACCGGUACGACCGGCCAGGGCGCGCGCGCUGCGAGUCGUCGUGCGAGCCGCGCCGCGGCCGCGACUCGCUGAGCAAGAAGUCCCGGCUGGCGGCGGAGGGCGAGGCUCGCGCACGCAACUCGUUCUGCGGCGCGGUGCGCGGGGCGGGGGAGCGGCCGCCGCCCGCGCCCACGGUUGUGUCUCUGGCUCCCCUUGACUACAGCGAAGUCGUAUCAACUGUGAUGUCGAAAGCUCAAACUAAAAACAAUUGCAACAUGGGAAGACCCAUCCGUUGACGAGGCUCAACUUGAAUCGGUCGAAUAAUAGAUGUUCAAAUCCUGUAUAUAAUACUAUGUAGAAGUAUUUAUGUUUUUUAUUUAUUAUGAAUUCUUGCCAAACUCAAUAUUUUAUCUUUCUAGAGUUUUAUAUACUAUAUUUACAAAAUGAAAUCACAGUGUAUUUGUCUAUCACCUAAAAUUGUAUAAACGGCUGUUUGUGAGUAGAGAAAUGUUAAAAGGGAGAAUAAAUUCAAUACAACUGAUGUACAACUUUUA